AUGAAAGCAACUCGUGUACUUGGAAUUAUAUUCAAUAAAGCAACUGAAAAUAUUCCACUUUCUUCUUCACUUACUGAUACACUUAUCUCGCUUACUGAAGCACUUCGAGCAAAUAGCAAAGAAACAAAAUUUAGAUUAUAUUUGAUACAAGCUAUUGGAGAAAUUAUGAUAUUUAUUGCCGGACGAACAUCUGAUAAUUCUCUUGUACCUGGUUUUACUUAUCAAAUAAUUAGUCGAUGUCUUAAAGAUGGUGAUGACUUUGCACUUAAUCAUGCUGCAUGUAAAACAAUUGAAAAUCUUUUACUUGUCGCUGAUAAACAAGCUGAUAAAUUGGCUACACUUGAUAAUGCUCUUGCACUUUGGAACAUCUCUAGCGUCGUUGGGAAUAAUGAACAUCUACGUGCUUCGGCAUUAGCUGCAUUAUGUCAUAUGGGUUUAUCCUAUCCAGAUGUUGUACAAUCCGUUAUUGAUAAAGUGACUAUCAAAGGCGAUAUACUUCAAUCAACAUCCUCCAAAGUUCUACAAUAUAUUAUAACACUAUUAGCUAUUUUAGCUAAACGAACAAAGAAUCGUUCAAUGCUUAUACAAGAUAUAGUACCAAAAAUGCAUGUACUUUAUGAAAAUACAAAUAUUCUAAUUCGUGCGAAAGCAUAUACGUUAACAUAUGUCCUAUUAUCCACGUAUAAUGAAAGUCUUUAUACAUUAAGUGAUACAAAACUUUUCCAAGCAAUUGAACGUGAUGUUCGUCGUACAUCAGCUGAUCCAGAUGAAAAUGAUCUAUUACAUGAAGCACUUAAUCGUUUAACAACACUUUUAUCAAGUCUUCUAACACGAACAUUAGAUGAACUUUUAUCAUCGACUGAACAAACAAGAAAAACAUCACCAGUUAAAGAUGCAUUUAAAAAAUGGUUACCAUCAUUUCGAUUAAUUUCAACUAUUAUCGGAAAUCCCUGUAUUCGUUCUCGAGUUGUUACAUUGAUGUCUAUCAAAAAAUUAUUUAAACUUUUUUCCAAUAUUAAACUCAUUGCGGAAUUACAUAGCGAAUUAACAAAAGGUGUAUCAUCUUUAACCGAAAUUAUAUCUUAUACAUCUCAAACAUUAGAUGCAUUUGUUCGUGCACGUGAUCUUUUAGCAUUAUUUAGUGAAAUACUACUUAGUGAUUUACUUCCACUCUGUUCUCAAUUACUUGUAUCAUCAACCAAUGUUGAAGAAUUUUCACUUCUUGCACUUUGUAUACUCAAUGAAUUAUUAACGGAAUUAAAAUUAACUGAUUGUGUUUUACCUUCACAUAUUCAACGUGAUAUAAAACAGGAAUUACAUCAAACAUUUUUACCAAUUAUUUGUGAUCGACAUAUACUUCGAGAAGAACCUAUUGCAUUACUUAGUUUACGUUUUAUUCAAACAAUAUGGACAUUAAUCGAUCAUACACCUAUUUCAUUAUCGAUUCUUUCACAAUCAAAACUUAUACCAAGUUUAUUUACACUUAUCAUGCAACAUAAAGAUAAACCAACAGGUCCAUUUAUACAAGGUGUUGUAUCUUGCUUGACAACAUUAUCUGAACAACGAGAAAUGAUUCAAACAAUGAUUGAACAAGGUUUAGUAUCGGUUCAAUUACAAUUAAUUCAAGAUCAAUUAAAUUUUUCAAUAACUGAUCGAAUAUCGAUGAAUGUUUUACUUGAAUUAUUAUCGUUACUUGAUCGAGAUCUUACUUAUGUACUCGAUAUUGUAAAACGAGCAUUACAAGUGAAAAAAACUGGCAUAGGUGAAUCUGAUUUACCAUCAAUAGCAGAAAAAUUAUUACAAAAUCAUAAACCACUUGUAUCACUUGUUGGUCCAAUGAUUAAUUUAUUACCAAAUGAAGAUUCAUCCAUUGCUAAAAUAGCUUUACAUAAUCUAUCGUUAUUAACUCAAUUGAUUGGUAGUGAAGGAAAAGCAGUUCUAACGAAAAAUCAUUGUCAUAUAUUAAGUUCAAUACUUCGAACGACGGAUACAACGAAACAAAAAUUACUUCUUCGUGCUUUGAAACGUUUGAUCAAUGGGGAUAAACGAAGUUUAGAUGUAGCUCGUUCAAAUAAUAAUAAUGAACUUAUUCAAACAUUACAACAAUUAAAAAAGUCAGCAGCGACAGAAGCUGAUGCUGGUCUUAUUUCACAUGUUGAUGAUUUAUUACAUUUACUCAUGUAA
Adineta steineri is the source of this 2184-nucleotide messenger RNA. The record is from the annotation of a GenBank genome assembly. NCBI's taxonomy places the organism in Eukaryota, Metazoa, Rotifera, Eurotatoria, Adinetida, Adinetidae.